Molecule: messenger RNA, 1134 nt
Organism: Nicotiana attenuata
Lineage: Eukaryota; Viridiplantae; Streptophyta; Magnoliopsida; Solanales; Solanaceae
Product: transcription factor bHLH95-like
Exons: 3
Coding region: 173-1096 (307 amino acids)
Biological process (GO): endosperm development; regulation of DNA-templated transcription
Molecular function (GO): protein dimerization activity; DNA-binding transcription factor activity
Source: RefSeq, a predicted model, not a curated record
CUUAGUCACCCUUACUAAACCAACUUUUAUUUCAAAUAAGAUCCAGAUCAGUUCUUACUGUAAUACGAUUAUCUUUAUAACUUUUAUUCGUUUAGACUUUACUUUUUAUUCUCUUUUUCUUUCUGGUCCAAUAUUUGUUCUACCUAAUUGUAAGUUGAAUCUCUCUCUGAACAUGGAUGAAGGUGGUGAAGAUUGUUUCAUAUGGGAAAAUCAAGGUUGGGGUUUUCUGAAUUCGGAUAACUCAGGUGGUAACGAGGCAAAAUCAAGUGGUACAAAGUUACCCGAUACCUCGCAACUGCCUGUAUCAGAUGGUGUUGCUAGGGAGAUAGAGAUGGCAGGACCAUCCAACGGUAGAAAGAGGAGUGCACCAGGAAAGAACGGUGUCAAGGGAAAUAGAGAAGUGAAUGAAGGAAAAGUUAAUGGAGCAGGAGAAUCAGAUCAUGAGAUGCAUAUAUGGACAGAAAGAGAGAGGAGGAAGAAGAUGAGGAACAUGUUCUCUAAUCUUCAUGCUUUGCUUCCUCAACUUCCCCCUAAGGCGGACAAGUCAACAAUUGUUGAUGAAGCAGUGAACUACAUAAAGACACUUCAGCAUACCCUUCAGAAGCUUCAGAGACAGAAGCUGGAGAGGCUCCAUGGCAUGGCAACUUCAAUGAAUCCUUCCAUAAUCACCUCUCAGAAACUAAGUGCUGACAGUAUUAUAAGUAGGGAGGCAUUUUUAGCUGAUCAGGGCUCUACAAAUAACGCUGCCAUCAGCCCAACAAAUAAUGCUGCUAAUCCCAUUUCAAUGCCACAUUUUCCAGCAGUCUUUCAAUCUUGGACAUCUCCUAAUGUUAUCCUAAAUGUUUGUGGGGAGGAAGCUCACAUUAGUGUGUGUUGUCCCAAAAAGCCAGGCCUUUUGAGUAGCAUUUGUUAUGUUUUAGAGAAGCACAAGAUAGAGGUGGUAUCUGCCCAAAUUUCAUCUAAUGAUCACAGAAACAUGUACAUGAUUCAAGCCCAUGCAAGUGGAGCUUCUGAUAAGUUCUCUGAAACGUUUCCCGUGGAAGAAAUAUACAAGCAAGCAGCAGGAGAAAUAAUAAUGUGUGUAACAUCCCAGUGAUAUAUACUGCAUAUUUCACCAUAAGAGAUAAAGGAGCA